AUGGAAAAAAGGAAAUCGGCUCGUUUAUUGAUGUGCUGCCUCUGCUUCAAAUUAUUUAAAUCAAGGUCUUAUUUGGCCCGUCACAAAAUUUCUCAUAGCCAAAAACGACAGUUUUUCUGCAAAAUUUGUGGGAAUUCCUACAAAUAUAAGCAUGGCUUAACUAGACAUGAAAAGAGGCUUCAUUAUAACGAGUGGCUAGCUUCGCUAUGACUUCUCGCUCUCAAAGAUGAUGAAAAAACUGAAGAAAAAACAGAAAAUAAAGAAGCUGUUGAGGAUAGUUUUGAUGUAGGCUAUUAUUUAAACUUACUCCCCCCUUCCGUGAGUGAACAAAAAAAUUUUGUUCACUCACGGAGGGGGUUAAUUUUUUUUUCCAAAUUUAAAAAAAUCAUAAUUCGCAAAAUUGAAAGCAAAUAUUAAUUUAAUUUAUAAAAUUUAUGUUUUAAAAAGCAAUUCGUUUAAAAUUACACAGAAUUAACACUAGAUUUCAUUAUACUAAUUAUCAUUUAUAUAUCAAUUUUUUUUUUUCCAUAAAAAAUUUUUCUACUAAAAAAAUUUUUGUUCACUCACGGAGGGGUGGGUUUUUGGCAAAAAAUAGCGAUUUUUCUAAUGGUUUGUUCACUCACGGAGGGGGGGAGUUAGAAGACUCUGAUAAAGAAAAUAAAGGAACAAAAAAUAAGCAAAAGAAAAAGAUAAAUUUUGGUAGCAGCGUAAUUGAAACAUCACCUUUUCCAAAGGUUGAAAGUAAUUAA
Blepharisma stoltei is the source of this 749-nucleotide messenger RNA. The record is from the annotation of a GenBank genome assembly. Lineage: Eukaryota; Ciliophora; Heterotrichea; Heterotrichida; Blepharismidae.